Molecule: messenger RNA, 7215 nt
Organism: Dermacentor albipictus
Lineage: Eukaryota; Metazoa; Arthropoda; Arachnida; Ixodida; Ixodidae
Source: RefSeq, a predicted model, not a curated record
UCUUGUUGAGUUGCCUCUUGACACUGUGUGUGAUGUUCCUCUCGACUAUAUGCAUGUUGUUCUGUUAGGUGUUGUGAAAAAGCUUUUUUCCCUGUGGCUUUCAGGUCCUUUAAAUGUUCGACUGGGACCACUUCAACGUCAUACUUUCAAUGAGCAAAGCACAGCCUUGCGUCUCUACAUCCCGCACGAAUUUCCACGUAAACCUAGGGGUGUCGAUGAGUUAGAUAGGUGGAAGGCUGUUGAAUUUAGGCUUCUUCUGCUCUAUACAGGGCCUCUUCUUCUCAACGGCAUUCUCACAGAUGACAUUUAUAAACAUUUCUUGCUUCUCCAUGCCUCGCUGUCAAUUUUGGUUAACAAGCAGUUGUGCAGUCAUCAUGCUGACUAUGCCGGGGCACUUCUGAAACAUUUUGUUGCCAGUUUUGCCCAUUUGUAUGGAAAAGAGCACAUGUCGUUCAAUGUCCAUUGCCUGUCACACUUGUCUGAUGACGUCAAACGCCAUGGCGCAUUAGACUGCUUCAGUGCAUUUCCCUUUGAAAACAAUAUGAAGCAAUUAAAGAGGCACCUUCGCAAACAUGGGAAACCAUUACAACAACUUGCAAAUAGAAUGGCAGAGGCAAAUUCAGCUGCUUCUGAAGUGCCUUGCAGGCGAUAUGAUCCUACUCCCAGACAACCUUGUGAAAAUGGUCCACUCCUUCCCACAUGCUGUCUUCCAUGCUUCAAAACUCUGAAGUAUCAAAAUUUUGUGCUGAGCACAGAAGAGCCGGACAACUGCUACAUGCAGGGUGGACAUAUUAUUAUUGCAAGAAACAUUGCUUCCAUGAGGGGUACAGAAGAGAUUUGCAUCGUUGGUCAAGAAUUUUUGCAUAAAGAAGAUUUCUACACACACCCCUUUGAAUCUUCAAGACUUGAUAUUUAUAUUGUUUCAGGUCUUUCAGACCUCAAAGUGUGGCCUGUGAGCAAUGUGCGAAAAAUGGUCAAGCUCCCAUGGAAGAAGCAGUUUGUAGUAAUGCCAGAGUUGCAUACCGUUUAGUAUGUGUUCCAAGAUUAGCUCAUUUUAGUGUCGUGUUCUGUACUUUUUCCCUGUAGCAGUGAGGAACUUGCUCUGGUGCUGACUUUGCCCUGAACACUCUUAUCUGCCUUCACACAAGCUCUUGUAUGAGUGUGGUGAGAAGCCUGACUGGAAGUUUUUUUCUGGCUGUUGUAAAAUAAUUCUUCAGGCCACUAGACAGUGCCACAAUAGUGAGGAAUUUGGGCAUCUGCAGCUGUUGUAAAGUAUGUGUAUUUCUUUUGUUAGCUCAUAGCUGCUUGUUUCGAUUCCCAAGAAAUGUUGAGGAGUAUAGAUUGUUUUCCAAGCGUCUUACGUGGGGAUCCUUUGAAGCGUUUUAGCAGGACCAUUGACAACAGUUCUAUAAAAACUGCUGUGGCCUCCCUAUGUAGCAUCUUAUUUUGGUAUUUACCACAGCUAUAUUACUUGAACUUUGAAGGAAGUGUGGAGCUUGUUUUCUGCUGUUGCCAUGUAAACUUUUAAUCUCUCCUGAUUCUAAAGGUCUGGCUUCAUUUGCAAAUACAUUUCCUAUGGCUUGUCAACAAUGUUUUGUCUUGAGGUUUUAUUAUGUGGCGAUGAAGGCAUUUUGGUUCAAAAUUUAUUUUUGAACAGCCAACAUGACUAUGUUUUUGUCGUAUAGGUAGAUGUCUGGCUUUUCUGGCCAAACACUGAGAGCUAUAGCUUGACAAAGCUUGAAAAAUUAUUUUGAAACAUGCAUCUCCUAGACCAGGUCAGUGUAUUCUAUGUUCAACUUAAUUCUUGAUUAGCUCUCUGCUAUUGUGUAAUUGUGAAAGCCUGAUCAUGAUUGAGCAUGUAAUGGUAAGUUAUAUACAUAGUUUCCAUGGUACUAUUCUUAUUUGAAGCAACAAUGUGCUUAACUAGGAAGUGCUGCUUUGUGCAAUGCUGGCACUACAAUUCAGAAUUCUUUUACAGAUGAGCUAUGCUAUUGUGGAAUUCACUGCCUCUAAAGAGGUUGAAAUUGUGCCAACUACUUGGGUCACCGGGAGCAUGUGCGUCUGGCCGCAUAAUGUAAAAGUGGAGAAGGCUGGGAAAAUGGCACGGAAGCAGCAUCCACCACAGUCAUGGUGGAAGCAGUAUGAAAUUGCUGUGAAAGGUUUGUUUGGUAAGCGCAUUUCAGUCAACUUAAGUCUUAAGCCAGGGGUGAUUACAUUGAUCACAUUUUGCACUUUUUCAGUUACCUAUGAACAUGCCCGGAAAAAGCUAAAUGACAGUCAGUUCCAUUCAGACCUGGCCAGUGAAACUGAAAUGCCCCCAUUGAAGAGGCGUAGACGGCCACCAGCAGCCUGGAGCAACUCUGACAGUGAAGAAGAGGAGGGAGAAACUGCCACAAGCCAGCCAAGACUGCCAGCCAUUCCAAAUAAUUUUCCAUCUGGAAUAACCUCGAAUGAAGCAACAAGUCUGCCCACAUUUGGCCAGGGAGACAAAGGCACACCAGGGACCCAGUUGUCAGAGACAAACUCGCCACAAGGCAUGUCUGAUAACCACUCUGUUGAUGCAGGUGAACAGAUAGAGCAAGAACGGCCACAAAACACACCUCAUCAUUGUUGUGUAGAGAAGAACUUCCAGCGGCAUGUACUACGACUGCUGAACACGCUUCGCUUCAUGCUAGAACAACAAGCAGACACCCUGAACAAGUUGUGUGAUAUGCUACCUACUUCUUCAGUCACCGAAUGCGCAGAUCUCUUAAGCCAUCCACUAAGCAGUCUUGAAGAACUACAAGAGUUUGACGACAAGCUCGAUGCUGGAAAAUUUAAGAUCCUGGUUCAUGAGUUGACACAGCUUGGCGGGAAAGAUGCCUACUGGGCAACAAAAAGAAUCUUGUCAUAUUGCAUCACAGACGAGGUUGCGGCACAAUUUUCCUGGAUGGGUCGAAAAGGAAAACUGAGCUUCUCCGCCUUAAAGAUUGCUAAAGCCAUAGCAGAUGCUGCUCGCAAAGCGCCAAAUGCAACUGCUGCUGACGUUGAGGCCUCUAUCAAAUCGUGGCUCCGGCAUGCUCCCGAGCGCCUUGCCACCAAGUUUCAGAAGUCAAAGCCAAGACUACUUGAGCAGGCAGCAGAUACUGACUGAAACUGUCACCACGGCAGAGGGUCCAAGGCUUCCAGCUUCUGAUUCUCUGGUCAUUCUGUGGAUAUUGAUGGCAGCAGAUAGCCAAUGGCAAAGACAAGGACCAUGCACUGUUGGCAACCAGCUCAACCACAACUUCAUGGUGGUAUUUCUCAACCGAUGUGCCACCUCCACGCUUCAGUAUAAUACCUUUCCUUUAAAAAAUGUGAAGGGUGCUGUCACAAUUCGUGUUUUGCAGGUAGCAUCCACUUUAGGCAUUUGAGGUUAUGGGCAACAUAGUGUUUUUUUAUUUGAUGAAUAAUUUUUUUAAGAUACAGCUGAACUAAAGGACAUUGCAAGUUUGACUUUUGACUUGUGUCCACAGUAUAAUGUAUGUAUGUUAUCCACUGUUAUUGUGAUCCUCAAAAUCAUGUGCAGUUUCUGUUGCAUUGUUACCAAGUGCUUUGGAGACUGUUGCCGUCAUACGAGAUAGGUGAAAAUGUCUAGUCAGCUGUAAAAGCUGUACAGGUCUAGUUUCUACGUAUUGCCCACUCCUCUGGAACACACGGUAACUCUCCUUCCAUUGCUACUUUCUAUACCUGCCUUCAGGCAGCAACACAAGCUUAUGCUAGUGCCACUUUGGAAGCAGCUUGCAUUCCUGGAAACGAAGGCAACUUUACAUUGUUUACUUAAAAGCCAGUUAAGUAACUGCCAUGUAUUAAAUUGAAUGAUCCAGACCAUAAAAUGCUCUUUUUCCCUAAUUUGAGCAAGGAUGGAGAACCAAUAAGUGCAAAUUUUUAAAUAGGAACUUAAGCUAAAUAUUGUUGCUCUUGCAUGUAUGCUUACCAUUUGUAACAGUUUCUAGCACUUUGAGGCAGUAUCUGCGUUAUAAGGUUUGCUACCAAACUCUUGAAUGCAGAGUUCUGAGUCGUGAUGCCGAUUCCACAGAAUCGUCGAAUAGUUCGUCAGGUGAUUCAGAUGAUUUGCCUGGAGCCUCAUCUCAAAACUUGCAUUUUUCUUCUGUGCCCGUUGUUUCAUCAGAUGAAGUAGCACCGCAAAAAGAAAGCUUUCGAGAGGCACUGCGUCAGUGGGCUGUUGAGAAUAACAUCAAGCGAAAAGCAUUAAACCAGCUAUUGAAGCUGCACAAACGUUACAGCAUCUUUUCCGAACUUGACCUCCCUGAUGACGCGCGUGCAUUCCCAAAACGCCGCGACUAGAAAACACCGAGUACCCCGUGGUGGCCCUGUCUCCGGGCGAAUAUUGUCAUUUUGGUCUCACUGCCGGGCUUAAACAUUCGUUGCAAUUCAUGAAAGACCCUCCUAGUAUUGUUUCACUCAUUGUCAAUGUAGAUGGUUUGCCCCUUGCAAAAAGCUCAAGAAUGCAACUUUGGCCUAUACAAUGUAGAGUUAGUAACUGUGGUGAGGGCUUUGGGCCAUUUGUUAUUGGGGCUUAUGCCGGACCUUCAAAGCCACAUUUAUCCAAUGAUUUUUUGAGAGCUUCAGUUGAUGAGUUGCAGUAUUUGCUGGCAAAUGGGCUUGUUGUCAAUGGCAAGCCAAUCGAGGUUUGUCUGCAGGCUCUUGUUUGUGAUGCGCCAGCACGGUCUUUCGUAAUGAUGACCAAAGGCCACAGUGGCUACAGUGGCUGUCCCAAGUGCUGCAUUGAGGGUGCAUACAUUGGAGGCAAGGUUGUGUUCCCGGAUUCAGACUGCCCCCUCCGCACAGAUGCUAGCUUCAGGCAGCAGCGCAACUCCGAGCAUCACAGAGGAACGUCAAUUCUUGUCGAGUUGCCUCUUGACACUGUGUGUGAUGUUCCUCUCGACAAUGCACGUUGUUCUGUUAGGUGUUGUGAAAAAGCUUUUUUCCCUGUGGCUUUCAGGUCCUUUAAAUGUUCGACUGGGACCACUUCAACGUCAUACUUUCAAUGAGCAAAGCACAGCCUUGCGUCUCUACAUCCCGCACGAAUUUCCACGUAAACCUAGGGGUGUCGAUGAGUUAGACAGGUGGAAGGCUGUUGAAUUUAGGCUUCUUCUGCUCUACACGGGGCCUCUUCUUCUCAACGGCAUUCUCGCAGAUGACAUUUAUAAACAUUUCUUGCUUCUCCAUGCCUCGCUGUCAAUUUUGGUUAACAAGCAGUUGUGCAGUCAUCAUGCUGACUAUGCCGGGGCACUUCUGAAACAUUUUGUUGCCAGUUUUGUCCAUUUGUAUGGAAAAGAGCACAUGUCGUUCAAUGUCCAUUGCCUGUCACACUUGUCUGAUGACGUCAAACGCCAUGGUGCAUUGGACUGCUUCAGUGCAUUUCCCUUUGAAAACAAUAUGAAGCAAUUAAAGAGGCUCCUUCGCAAACAUGGGAAACCAUUACAACAACUUGCAAAUAGAAUGACAGAGGCAAAUUCAGCUGCUUCUGAAGUGCCUUGUAGGCGACAUGAUCUUGUUCCCAGACAACCUUGUGAAAAUGGUCCACUCCUUCCGACAUGCUCCUAUGCUUCCAUGCUUCAAAACUCUGAAGUAUAAAAAUUUUGUGCUGAGCACAGAAGAGCCGAACAACUGCUACAUGCAGGGUGAACAGAUUAUUAUUGCAAGAAACAUUGCUUCCAUGAGGGGAUUUGCAUCAUUGGUCAAGAAUUUUUGCAUAAAGAUUUCUACGCACACCCCUUUGAAUCUUCAAGACUUGAUAUUUGUAUUGUUACAGGUCUUAAAAAGGGUCUGGUUACUUGAAAGCCAGUUAAGUAACUGCCAGGUAUUAAAUUGAAUGAUCCAGACCAUAAAAUGCUCUUUUUGCCUAAUUUGAGCAAGGAUGGGGAACCAAUAAGCGCAAAUUUUUAAAUAGGAAUUUAAGCUAAAUAUUGUUGCUCUUGCAUGUGUGCUUACCAUUUGUAACAGUUUCUAGCACUUUGAGGCAAUAUCUGUGUUAUAAGUUUUGCUACCAAACUCUUGAAUGCAGAGUUCUGUAUUUCUAAGCAAGUAAUUUCGUACUCGAGAAGGUCACUUUUUUUUUUAAACUACUGACAGAACUUUGUUCUGCAGUUGUGCACAUAGUGAAGUUCGUGGUUAUUUGUUUGCACUGUUAACUGGAUUCAAUGUUCAGAUAUUGUGAAAAUAGUUCUAUAAGUUAAAUUCUCCUGCUGCAGCUGUAUUGUAAUAUGUUAAUAUAGCCCUCAACUGCUAUGCAGAGCUUAUGAUACUACAGUCACUCCCAAAGUGUAAUCAGUGGCUGUAUUGUGAUGACUAAAGCACUUUACUUAUAGUAAGCUCAACAGCUCUUACAUGACUUGUUCUCUGUUGCAAAUGAUGCGAUACAUUUUUAUUCUUAGCAAUAGUAAUGUUAAAUUUCUUUAUUCAACUUCUCUUGCUAUAUAAUGCAGUAUUUCCCAUAGUGAGUGGCAGUGGCUGCAUUUUUUUUUUUGAGGUAGUGUGUAAAACAAGGUGGCCUGUGUGCAAUUAUGUGUAUGUUUAAUCCAAUCUAGUCAGAAUCUGUAAGCUAAUGGUGUGCUUGGCCCACAUGUCCCAGCUAUGCUUGGUUUUUCUUAAUUUAUUGUCAUAAAACUGAACUUUUAGAUGUUUUAUGCCCUCACUUUUUAGUAGGGUUGACAGAGUAGAGCCUCUGGUCUUUGUUUUGGAAUUUAAUGUCUUUAAAUGUUUUUAGAUGUAUGUCUCAUGCGCUCAUAUUUUAGUUACCUUAGUGGUUUAUUUUGAUAUGUAGAAGCCAUGUCCAUUUGUACGGAUAUUGUGCUUCUUGGUGAGAAUAAGGGCUGUGACAGAUUGAUGGCAUUAGGUUUCUUUGAAGGAAAGUGCCCUUAUGUAUUGUUUCUGGUGGCAAGAGACAAGUCUCUCAUCAUAUCAUGCUUUGGAGUAUAUAUAUUUAGUGAAAUCUAGUCGGAAUCUGCAAGCUAAUGAUGGGCUUGGUCCACAUGUCACAGCUAUGCUUGUUUUUUUUUGGUGGUUUUUAAUUUGACAUCAUGAAACUGAACUUUUAUUUGUUUUAUGCACUCACUUUGUAACUGGGUUGAUGCAACAGAGCUCGUUGUGUUUAUGUUGGAAUUUAAUGCCCUUAAAUGUUUUUAGAUGUGUCUUAUGCACUCAUCUUUUAAUAAAGUUGCUUUAGAGGUU